CGUAUAUAUUAAUUUAUUUACUCUUUGGGUAUAUCAAUAUGACUACUAAGUGGGUACCUCUUUUUUAAAAUAAUAUCUGUGAAAUUUAUGGAAAAUGGAAAUGCUGGUGUGAAGUGCAUGGAAUCUUUAAGAAACGAGAUUUUGUGGCAAACAUUAAUUGAUUUUGCUUAUCGGCAAAAAUCUGUGUUUUUUAUAAAAUUUAAAUGAAUCAGGAAUCCGUAAAUAAAUCGGGGGGGCCUUCUAUAACACCAUCUGCAAGAAGGAGUAUUCAUAGCCACAACAAUUGCAUUUUUGCCCAUACCCCCAUAAUGGGCAGAUAUGGAUUAAAAAAUGAAGAAGUGGUUAGAAGGAAUGAACACAAUACAAAAUCUCUUAAAAAAGUUGAUGAGGGAUUUGAUGAGGUUGAUAAUGUAAUGAGCAAACUUUGCAAACCAUCUUCACCAUUAAGGGUGACUCAGAAAACAUCACCUAGGAGGUAUUCCCUUAGUGUGGAAAAUAGACAGGACCCUCCUGUUUCUGAUGAUGAAUCUGAUUUGAGCAAUGUACUUGCUAAGUCAUUACCUGCAACUCUUCCAUCAAAUUGCAGUGGUGAGUUUGGAGACUGGUCAGUACAAAGUGAUUUAAUUAAUUAUUCCAACCAACGGCGUACACCAGAGUCUUGCCGAAUUAACCAUCACGAAGAACGCCCAAAUAGAAUAUGCACAAAAUAUAAUUAUGAAGAGGAAAGAAGAGAAGAAGCAAGGGUCCAAAACAGUAGGAAGCCAUCCAAAUCUUUUUUAUUUGUGCCUGCAGCUGCAGCCUUCGGUAUUAUAGCAACGUUGUUCAGUGGUUUACUCAGUGAAUCACAAUUAUCAAACAUAAUUGUAUAUGAUGAGUUUGAAUAUUACAACGAUCUGAGUGAUUUGGGCAGAAAAUAUAAGGUUACAGAUGAUACAAUACUACAAGUGCAAACUGGAAUCUCAACAAUUUAUAAAAGACAAGAUGCUGGUUCAUUCGUUUUUGCAUAUAACAGCAAUUCUGAUAGAUUUGAUCCAGAUCAGUUCAACAAGUUUAUGGACGACAUAGCUUUAAGUACCGCACGAUAUUUACGUAAUGAUAGUGCAUCCGUAGGUCACACAACCGUUAACAGUUUAGCUUUAAAAAUGGAGUCGCACAGUGAACUCAUAAAAACGUACAAAGACGAUGUGGACAGAUCUGGAGUAAUGUUGGUGAAAGAAAUUGAUACAGUGCCUUCCAAACUUGCCAUGGCUUUUCAUUACUAUUGUGAUGAAUACAAUCCGCUGGUUAGAAGAAGUGCUAUAUUUUUUACACUCAACAUGGCGAAAUGCUCUGAUAUGUCAGAUUCAAGGUCCAUCUUUGCUCGAAUAGAAAAAUGUCUCAAGAAAAAAUGGAAUGGCGGUGUUCCCCAGGACAAUAUAGGGCCUCUUCUGACUAGAGUUGUGGCAAGUGUAAUCGAUGUCACUAAUAUUUAAUCUUUUUCUAUUUUUUAGACUUACAUGAAAUAACAGGUCUAAUAAUUUUUUAAUGUUGCAGUAUUCGAAAUUAUAUUUAUAUACAUUAUUUAAGAAUAAUUUAAGUAUUAUGAAGGAAUUAAAUUAUGUUAUUACUA
Amyelois transitella is the source of this 1609-nucleotide messenger RNA. RefSeq lists its product as uncharacterized. NCBI's taxonomy places the organism in Eukaryota, Metazoa, Arthropoda, Insecta, Lepidoptera, Pyralidae. The transcript is spliced from 7 exons. Gene Ontology annotation, cellular component: membrane. The record is from RefSeq and is a predicted model, not a curated record. Gene Ontology annotation, molecular function: ATPase activator activity. Gene Ontology annotation, biological process: membrane organization. The coding region runs from base 204 to 1472 and encodes 422 amino acids.